AUGAACAAUAAGAUCUAUAAGCAGUUUCAGAACAAUAUCAGAGCUUCUCCCAGAUUUCAUCAUAGGAUACCCAAGUAUAACUUCCUGGUGAAUACAAUUCAGAACCCGAGCUUUAGAUUCGGGUUAUUCAUAACAACUUUCAGCUCAGUCUAUUUACUUUCUUUGAUAAAAGCCUAGUAAUCUGAUGUUGAGAUAAUGAGAUUGGGUGCAGCAGGAUCAUUGACUAUACUAACUUAAGAGAGUAUAUUCUACUUCGUCGAUGCAGUUAACAUAAGAUCGAAGCUGUUGCAUGAAAAUAUCCACAUUAACGAAAUGAUUAAGAGAAUAUUUAAAGCUGACGGAAUCUAUGGGCUAUUUAAGGGCUAUUCUGCAACAUUCUACAGUUCUAGUGUUUCGGGAUAUUUUUACUUCUUCAUGUAUAAAGGUAUCAAAGUUCAAAUGAAAGACUAUUUUUAGCCUAAAACAGCCCAUGGCAAUGCUCUUAUAUACGCAUCAGCUUCUAUAAUCGCUGAAUUUCUCUCAUUGAUCAUCUAUUACCCAUAUGAGCUAAUUAAAGUAAGACUACUUACUAGUAAUGAGAAAUAUCAAUACAGAAAUGUCAGUGAUGCAAUCAUCAAAAUUAUAAGAAAAGACUCUAUUCAUGGACUAUAUAGAGGGUCGUCUGCUUUUUCACUAGCUUACAUUGGAUAGUAUUCUAUUUAGAUGACCAUAUAUGAACUUUACAUUGAUUAUAUAGUUAGAAAGUAUGGCUAUAGGGUAUUAAAAGAUAAUGAAACAAGUUAUAUUGUAAAGGGUUCAGUAAUAGGAGCGUUAUUUGCAGCUUAGUUUACAAAUUGUCUAGAGGUGGUGGUAGUUAGACAGCAAAGUGGGUCUAAGCUAAAUGCAUAAUAAAUAUUUAAGGAGGAAGGUCUACAUAUACUAACUAAGGGCAUAGGAGCCAAGUGUAUCUUAGCAUCAUUAUAGAGUACAGCAUUUUUUAUUAGUAUACAUUACUUUGGAAAAUUAUUCAAUACAAGUCUGCAUGACGAAAUAGAGGAAUGA
Messenger RNA from Stylonychia lemnae, 1041 nucleotides. The record is from the annotation of a GenBank genome assembly. NCBI's taxonomy places the organism in Eukaryota, Ciliophora, Spirotrichea, Sporadotrichida, Oxytrichidae.